Messenger RNA from Pantherophis guttatus, 1776 nucleotides. RefSeq lists its product as uncharacterized. Gene Ontology annotation, biological process: activation of protein kinase B activity. The record is from RefSeq and is a predicted model, not a curated record. Gene Ontology annotation, cellular component: Golgi apparatus; plasma membrane. Lineage: Eukaryota; Metazoa; Chordata; Lepidosauria; Squamata; Colubridae.
UUUCCAUUGCCAAACACUUAUAAAAUAAAAACCUGUUGCCUUCUUCAUCUACAGAAGUAUUGGUGAUAGGACCAAGAUAUUUUUUUUUCCCUCCCACCUUUAGAUGCUUGCAAAAUUGUACUUUGCCAAUACAAAAUGGAUAAUUCGGGAUUUGAGCUGGAUGAAGAAGCACCUCCAAGCAACUUCUCCAAGCCAGAAAAGAUUAAGCAAGAAUAUCAUGUGAAAAAGAGCCACUGGUCUCUACUCCAUGUCUUUCUGGUUUGUCUGUUGGCCUGUGCAAUAACUACAGUGGUGGGGGUGUUGAUUCUGUCUCUGGUUUAUGUUAGCACCCCUGGUUUUAAAAGACAAGAGCAUGAAACUUCCCAGCAAAUUCCAAUAACAUCUGCCUACAAGAACCAGGUGGACCUCAAGUUCCAGUUUCUCCACCAUCAUACGAAAUCCAAGAUGCACCAAUUUCCAGGAGGUGCGAUUCAGUGGUCAAGAUUUCGCAGAAAUGGCGAUGAAUACCAGAACAUGGAAGAAAUGGCGUUUGGAACAAGCAUCAAUGCUCAGCGUUCCAAGAUAAUGUUUGGGACUCUUCUGAUCAAAAGUGAAGGUUUGCGUGCUCCACACUGGCAUUUCAAUGCCAAUGAACAAGGUUACCUCUUAAAGGGAACUGCGUGGAUUGGGGUAGUUGAUGCUGGUGGAGAUACAAUAUCUACAUACAACGUCACGGCAGGACAGAUUAUUUUCUUCCCACGAAAUACCUUGCAUUGGAUCAAGAAUGUCGGUGUAGAAGAGUGUUUGUUCUUGUUGUUUUUUACAACCCAUGAGGAACUUCAGACUAUGGAUCUUGAUGAUACAUUUUUCUUGACACCGAAAGACAUUGAGGCAAGAUCUCUAAAGCCUGAAGGUGGUAUGGAUUUCAUCCGAUCAUUCCAGAAACAAGCAGAAGACCAAGCCGUCAAUCUUCCACCUAACCUAGCGGAGCUUGUUCAGAAUACCAACUACAACCAGUCAGCAGAUAUGCUUGUAUGGCGGUACUUCUUUGACUUAAAAGGAUCUUCCAAAUUCCAGUUUCCAGGAGGAGUCAUCCAGUGGGCUCGAUAUAUAAAAGACGGGAAUGGCUUAAAACCCAAUGAAAAAAUUUACAGUGAAUUUCUCCAUUCGAAGGAAGAUGCUCUUACUUUAGCAACACUCCGGAUCUUCAGCAAUGCUUUACGUCAGCCCCAUUUCCAUUUCAAUGCCAAUGAAAUGGGCUACGUCAUCAGUGGCUGCGGAAAGGUAGGUGUUAUUGUUUCAUCUACUGUUUCUACUGACUUUACCAUUGAAGUUGGAGAUGUUGUGUUCUUCCCAGUUGGAACCCAACACUACAUCAAGAGCACAUGUGAUGAGGACCUGCUUCUCAUUUUGGCAUUUAGCACCAGCAACCAGUUGGAAACUCUAGAUAUGGAUGACUAUUUUCAUGCAACAGCAGACCAUAUAUUAGCACAGCUGUUCUUCAAAAAGCAAGCUGAAUUUAAGAAGAUCCCACGGUUGAAGGAGGAUCAGGCAAUUAAUCUACCAUAGCAGCUUAUUCUUAUUCUAGUUUUUCGAUUUUAAUUCUAAUAUAUAAGCUACCUAGAGUUGCCUUUGCAACUGAGGUGGUACAUCAGUUGAUUAAUUAAAAAAAAUCAACAGCAGUAAAAGGACAUCUCUAUCCAUUCUUUUUUUUAAGAAUGCCAAAGGAACCUGUCAUUUUCUAAUCUUGUGGUUGACUUUUAUAAUAUACUUCAAAUAAAAUAAUUUAACAACUGA